This is a messenger RNA of Thecamonas trahens ATCC 50062, 1581 nucleotides long. RefSeq lists its product as uncharacterized. The record is from RefSeq and is a predicted model, not a curated record. The coding region runs from base 1 to 1539 and encodes 512 amino acids. NCBI's taxonomy places the organism in Eukaryota, Apusomonadida, Apusomonadidae. The transcript is spliced from 2 exons.
AUGGGGACGUUCUACGCACAGCGGACAAGCGCGCGGGUGAGCUCCGGCCUGGCGAUAUGGAUCCCAUUCUCGGAAACACCCGCAGCGAGUGCAGCCGACGUGGCGCCGGUAGGUGGCAAGCCGUCUGCGGUGGACGUGGCACUGGAGCUAAAGCACGUGACAUGGCUCUCGUCGCUGGCACCGGCGGGCGGGUACGAGCCGGCGGGCGUGGCCAUCGCGCCUGGGUGCGGGACGUGUGGCGCGCCCGGAGUGAGCGACAAGCUCGCCAUCAGCUCGCUGGCGGAUGCGAGCUUUGCCUCACAGCGCGGGUUUUCCAUCGAUCUCUGGUUCCGCGUCCAUAACACGUCGCUACACGCGCCGCUGCUCGACGUGGCGCUUGCAGCCGGCGACCUCGAGCCCGGGUGCUCGUCGGGUGCGACGACGCUGCGGUCGUUUGCGGUGGCCCAGCGCGGCGAUGUGCUCGAGUGGUCACUGUCGGACAAGAUCAGCUCGGUAGACACGUGUCGGACGUGCGCGUCGGCAGCCGGCACUCUUGUGGCCGGCGAGCUGUACCACGCCGUCGCCGUGGUCUCUGACGGCACCUCCCCGUCGGUUAUGGACCUGUACAUCAACGGGGUGUCGGUUGCGUGCGGUGCGUCGGUGAGCGGCGCGGCGACCACCAUUUCGGCGUCAUGGGUGACUGGGCCCAACUCGCGCUGGCUGGCGCUUGGAGGCCGGGUCUCUUCCUCGGACUACGACCUGUGGACCGGCAAGCUUUACUCGGUCGCGCUGUAUGCGGCGCCGCUGACGCCCAGCGAGGUGCAGACCAACUACCGCGCCGGCGAGUACAACCAUGUUCCGGUGGCGCUGGCGCACACGGUGGCCACGCUCGAGGAUACGGCGGUCUUGGUCCAGCUCAACGCUUCGGAUCCGUACGACUCGGUCUUCACCGCGCGGAUCACUACGCUGCCACUCUCGGGCGCGCUGUACCAGUCGAGCGAGGCCGGCGGGCCAGCGGUGGCGGGAGCAAUCACGACCGUCCCUACGGUGGUCACCUCGGCGUACAACCGGGUGUGGUACGUGCCGGCGGCCAACGCGUCUGGCGUGGGCCUCGCCUCGUUCGCGUACACCAUGGACGAUUCGGAAGCUGUGUCGGCACCGGCGACGGUGACGGUCGACGUGAGCGCGGUCGACGAUCCGCCGGCGGUGCUGGCGUCUGUGGCGGCGGUGGCAGCCGGCGGCGGGGCGACGGCCAUUCCGGGCCUCUCUGUGGCCGAGCCCGACGGCGAGACGCUGAGCCUCGUCCUGCAGGCCGACUCGGGCCUGCUCACUCUCGGCUCGCUGACCGGGCUCAUUUGCCGGGUUGGCUCGUGCGCCGGAGACACUGCGCUGAUGGUGGAGGGCUCCGCGACGGCGCUCAAUGCCGCGCUCGGCUCGCUCUCGUACUCGACGCUCCUGCUCGCCUCGGGCUCGGACACCGUGGUGGCGCGGGUUAACGACGCGUCUGGCGGGCCGUGGGCCGAGGCUUCUGUCGCCGUCACCGUCACUACGUCGUGCUGAGGCAAAGUCGCUUGGCUACAGUAAACGCCACGUGUGCAUGCA